ACCCCUGUUUUAAGGACUACACUAAGGAGAGCAACUUUGUGUGAAACCUUCUCGCCUUGUCUCCUCUCCGCUGUUGUGUCGCCUCAGUCUGCCAAACAAUACAGCAUUUAACUGAUGUGAACUUUGGCUGCAAUGGUAAAGGUGAACUUCAAAUGCAUGGGGUAACUUGAAAUUGCAUCAUCAUGACUGCAUUUUCAGUCGAACAGGUGAGCGAUGCAUCACAGGGGAAAGAAUUUGGAUGGGGAAGAGAUUCGGCAUGACAGUUGUCUAAAUCCAACAAGUUAUCUGGCUAACCCAGAAAUCUUGCUUUCCAACUUGCUGUACUGGAAAUCAGUUAACUCGGGUGUGACAUCAUUCCCAGCUCUGACUUCCGAGGUAAAUGGAAUGCAUGCGGCCCAGCGCUAAGGCCACACCCCCACAGGAUGACACGCAGCCCUAUAAACAAAACCUGCGGCAGGUCUCCCUCACACACUCCCCCAGACAACAUCCACAUGGAAAUGGAGAGCCAGGCCAUACAGAAUGGGCGCAGCCGGGAGCCACUGGUCGAAGAACAAACAGGUGACAUUGGUUGCUGUGGGUGGGUCCUGGUGAUCUUUUCUGUUAUUUUUAUGCUGUUCACUCUCCCAGUCUCCAUCUUUCUUUGUCUAAAGAUUGUCCAAGAGUAUGAACGUGCCGUUAUAUUCAGGCUGGGUCGCAUUACAGACAAGAAGGCCAAGGGUCCAGGUGAGAGGGGCUGGGAGGGGACAGGUCAAGGGACUCUGCUUUUCUCCAUGGGAUCAAUGCCUGUGUCCGUCCGUCCGUCCAUCCAUACACACACACAGUCUAACUUGGAUGAGGCAACAGACUCCUGGGGCAUCAAGGUGGAGAGAGUGGAGAUCAAGGAUGUGAAGCUGCCGCAGCAGCUGCAGAGGGCCAUGGCGGCCGAGGCGGAGGCCACGCGGGAGGCCAGGGCCAAGGUGAUUGCGGCAGAGGGUGAGAUGAACGCUUCACGGGCGCUGAAGGAGGCCUCACUGGUUAUUGCUGAGUCACCAUCUGCGCUGCAGCUGCGCUACCUGCAAACUCUCAACACCAUCGCUGCAGAGAAGAACUCCACCAUCGUCUUCCCCCUGCCCAUGGAUUUCAUGGCUCACUUCAUAGGCAAGAAAUGAGCACGCCCCUCUGCUUCACCAGCAAAUCAGGAACAGGAAGUCCAUCUGGAUUUGACCAAUCACCAUCAAGUUUAAUGAAUUUGAUCUGUGGACGUUUUCUGCCUGCAAGACUUUGGUUAUUUAUAUAGUGACAUAGUUAUCUAGACUAGAUCUUUAAUGGAUCUUGGUAUUUGUUGUGAUUUACGACAAAACUGAAAAUGAUUUUAACGAUGAAUUUGUAACGUAUAUGUCCUUAUGCUGCCCUGCAGAUGAGAAACCACUGUGAAUGUUAAUUUGCUCUUUAUGUCAAAUGAUAUAGUUUUAAGCAUUUUUACUUGUUUUAAUUAAUUUAAAAUGUUGGUAAAUGGGAAUUAAGCCUGUCUUAUAUACCACUGAAAAUUUAUAUCCAAAGAGAUAACUGGCAUGGUUGGAAAAAGAAUGUAAUAAAUGUACACUAUAACUAUGCAUGACAAAGUGCAUCUGAUUCUAAGCCAACAUUUUAAUAUAAUUUAUAUAAUUAUAUAAUUCAUUUUACACAAUUAAGUGAGCUGAAGGUGAGAUUUAAUAAAUACACGGAGCGGCUAGAUAUCAGUUACUUUUUGGAGAACAGAAGAAAAAAGAUAUGACAAUCUGAAUAUACAUUAUAAUAUUUUUUAUU
Paramormyrops kingsleyae is the source of this 1785-nucleotide messenger RNA. The record is from RefSeq and is a predicted model, not a curated record. NCBI's taxonomy places the organism in Eukaryota, Metazoa, Chordata, Actinopteri, Osteoglossiformes, Mormyridae.